This is a messenger RNA of Corythoichthys intestinalis (scribbled pipefish), 5213 nucleotides long. RefSeq names its product solute carrier family 29 member 4a (gene slc29a4a). Gene Ontology annotation, biological process: nucleoside transmembrane transport. Bases 226 to 1866 code for a protein of 546 amino acids. NCBI's taxonomy places the organism in Eukaryota, Metazoa, Chordata, Actinopteri, Syngnathiformes, Syngnathidae. Gene Ontology annotation, cellular component: plasma membrane. The record is from RefSeq and is a predicted model, not a curated record. Gene Ontology annotation, molecular function: monoamine transmembrane transporter activity; nucleoside transmembrane transporter activity. The transcript is spliced from 11 exons.
CGUCAGGGGGAGCGAGUCUCCGUCUGGAUGGGGACCGACUGAGGCGCAACCUGGGCUAAAGAGAAGGGACGUUCUGAGCGGGGGCUGCCAGGGAGCUCUUCCAUCAUCUUAAGGUUUCCUGCCUCUCUGCUUCACUCUCUGCUGGAACAGGGCCUCUCUUGGGAAUUGUGUGCAACAUGCACUUCCCCAGAAGUGUCUAGCGUGUGUCCGACUUGGCUGCAGAAGAUGGACGUAGUGGGAGCGGAGCGACGCAGGCCCACCCCGGCACAGACUCCCGAGGAGAGGGACGUGUGGAGGGAUGGGGGUAGAGCUGGAUGGAGGGAUGCAGGCAGAGAGGGUUGGAGGGAUGGACGAGAGAGCGGAGUAGUGCAGAGCUACAGUUUUGACUCCUACCAGUUGGAGGAGGAGGAGAUCAGCAAAGAUGCCCCGGAGAGGGGGGUUCUGGCACUGUCUGAGCCUGACUUUGAGGAGCCGAUCCCUGACGACCGUUACCAUGGCAUCUACUUUGCAAUGCUAUUGGCGGGAGUCGGCUUCCUGCUGCCCUACAACAGCUUCAUCACAGACGUAGACUACCUCCACCACAAGUUCAGAGGGACGUCCAUCGUGUUUGACAUGAGUCUGACGUAUAUCCUCGUGGCGCUUAUGGCUGUCCUCCUCAAUAACGUGCUGGUGGAGAGGCUCAGCAUGCACACCAGGAUCACAGUGGGCUACAUUUUAGCUUUGGGACCUCUGGUAUUUGUCAGUGUGUUUGAUGUCUGGUUAGCUAAAUUCACUACCAAUCAAGCUUAUGUCAUCAACCUGGUCUCAGUAGGAGUAGUUGCCUUUGGAUGUACAGUGCAGCAGUCCAGUUUCUAUGGUUACAUGGGGAUGCUACCUAAGAGGUACACACAAGGGGUGAUGACUGGAGAGAGCACUGCUGGAGUCAUCAUCUCUUUGUCUCGCAUCUUCACUAAGCUGCUGAUCCCAGACGAGAGGAGGAACACACUCAUCUUCUUCCUCAUCUCCAUCGGCAUGGAAAUGCUGUGCUUUCUUCUUCACCUGCUGGUGCGUCGCUCACGGUUCAUCCGCUAUUACACCAGCCGCACCCAAGGCAAAGUUCUGGACAAAGGCCACGACCCCCGUGGCAACUCUACUGGCUACAGGGUCCAUCAUGAUGUCACUGCAGAGGAGGUUAAAUUUGGGAAUGGUGCAAUGGGGCAGCCCACAACAGAAGAUGCCCUUGAGGACUUUGUUGGUGGGACAUAUGUUCGAUUUGAUGCCCCCAAAAUAAAAAUCAGAAGGACCUGGCCCGGUGUCCGAGACAUGAUUUUGCACCGUUACGUGGUGUCCCGUGUGAUCUGGGCCUACAUGCUGUCCAUAGCGGUGACCUACAGCAUCACCCUGUGCCUGUUCCCCGGCCUCGAGUCAGAAAUGAGGAAUGACACAUUAGGAGAGUGGCUGCCCAUCCUCAUCAUGGCCACAUUCAAUAUGUCUGACUUUGUUGGCAAGAUCCUGGCAGCCCUCCCCUACGACUGGUCUGGAGGCCGCCUGCUCUUUUUUUCAUGCCUGAGAGUGGUCUUCAUCCCUCUCUUCAUCAUGUGCGUGUACCCAGCACACGCGCCUACGUUGGCCCACCCUGCCUGGCCUUGUCUCUUCUCCCUGCUCAUGGGUGUCACCAACGGCUACUUUGGGUCUGUGCCUAUGAUUCAGGCUGCUGGCAAAGUGGCACCGGAACAGAGGGAACUCGCUGGGAACGUUAUGACGGUCUCUUACAUGACAGGCUUGAUGGUGGGCUCCGUUGUGGCGUACGCAGCUUACAGCUUCACCGCUCCACCAGAAACAGGCUUCUCCAGGGUCAACUUAGAUGUUAACAUUACCAGCAUUUGAAUGUCUUCACAUGGUAAAAUCCAUAUAUGUAUGUAAAAAGGCUAGCAGCAGAAGAGGGUGGCGUCCUCCCAUUUUAAGGAAAUGAUGUAGCGUGACAUAUCUUUCCAUUCUCCAAUCAGGAUGAGUGAAGAAUUCGGAGAUGUUGAUGAACUUUUUCCCGAACUCUUCAGUGGUCAAUCUUUGGAGUUUCACUGUGAAAUGAGUUUCAGCAUACUGGUGUGGUGUGCAACUGGCAUUCAUUCUCUGUCACUUUUUGUGUCAGUGCAGAAAGUGAAAUACAAACAGUCCGUGAAUGCCUCAUUUAUAAAAACAGGUUUGGGACAGUUAUCAUUAAGGUGAAUCUGCAAUACAGUGGUACCUCUACUUACGAAAUUAAUUGGUUCUGGAAGUAGUUACGUAACCUGAAAAUUCUGUAAGUAAAAACACUUUCUCCAUGUAAAUGCUCUCAUCCAUACCAAGCCCCCCAAAUUCAGACAUAAAUCUUUUGCAAUGCCUAAAAAUGCAUCAAAACAUGUAACAAAUACAUGUUACAAUUAGAUGAUUGCACAAUAAACAUAAAAUCAGAGUUGUGCAUAAUGUAAAACACCAAGAAUAGAGUGAAGAAUAAAAGUAAAUACACUCAUAUAAAUGUGUCGGAAAAUGAGGGAUGAAUGAAUGAAAAGGACGCUGGGAUACAUACCGUAGAGGUCCCUCUUAGCCAAUUGGAUGCCAGGAAUGCUAGGCAAUAGCCAAUAGCAGAGCAGCUAUAAGUACGUUACUGUCAGUAAACCCCUGGAGCUGCAAAUACCACCCAUACUGUAUUUUUGCCUUUCUUAUCCUGAAACGUCUUUUAUAAGAACAGGCAAUAUUUUCCCGUUGAGGCGUGUCAGAAAUUUCUGUAUGUAGAGACGUCCGUAAGUAGAGGUACCACUAUACAUUGGUCAAAGGGUGCAACGAUUAAAUGUAUAAGAGAUGGAGAUGACUUUAAAAAGGUUGUUGAAAUAUCUGGACCUUACUAACUAGUGACUGACAUUUUCUCACCCCAAAAAACAAAUGGAAAUUCUAACAUCUAACCAUGUGACGUCCAAUCAUCUUUAAAUGAGUUUAUUACAAGUAGACGUCCAAUCCAUUCAAAUGAAAUGGACGUCUAUUGCCAUCAAUGGCAGACGAUACAGUUGUGUUAAAAAUUAUUCAACCCCCACAGUGGAUAAGUGUUUUUGCAAGUUUGACAUUCAUUUUUCAUCUUGUUUAUAAAAACAUCACAUAAUGACAUGUCAAAUAGACAAAUACAACUGAAAUAACAAAAAAAAAAUGGGAAUAUUCCAAUUACUGGCCUUUCUGUGUUUACCUCGUUGACAAAAUUAUUCAACCCGCUACGUCCACCACUCUUAAGAACAAAACUUUUCAUCAGGUGUUGUCAAACAGCUGAUGAAAACAUCUGUAGAUGUGAAGGACUGUGACACAUGGCUCUUCUUGGCAGUUAAUGACAUCUUUACAACACGGUGAAGUCCAGUUCAGAGAGGAGGUCAUUUGAUUCCAUAAGCAAGGAUAUGGAUAUAAAGAGAUAGCAAAAGGACUAAAAAUUUCAAAAGACACAAUUGGGAGCAUAUGAUCCGUUUUAACACAAACAAAGGGGCACUUAUCUUGGGAGAAGUAACUAACGUCACAACAGCUCUCGUCACUAAGUGAAGAGUUGUAAAGUCCACAAGUUUAAAGCAAAGGCACAGUGGAAACACUACCUGGGCGUGGUAGAAAGCGGUUACUGCCUGCAAAUGCUGUGCGAUACCUUAAGAGAAAGGUGGAGAAAAUCCCUGUGUGACAGUUGAGGAAGUACGACACGACAUGUUAUAGGAAGGUAUUUAGGUUGCAUCCCAGACAAUAAGACGCACACUGCGAAAUGAUGGCUGCAAUGCACGAACUUCCAGGCAAACCCCCCCUGCUGACUCCAAAGCACAAGAAGUAUGCCAAAAACCAUGUGGACAAACCACAAAGGUUUUGGGAUACUGUUCUCUGGAGCAAUAAGACCAACUGGAACUUUUGGGGCCAAUGGAUCAACGGUACGUGUGGAGGACAAAAAAUGAUGCCUAUAAAGAAAAGAACACCCUAUCUACUGUGAAGCACGGUGGGGGGUCAGUCAUGCUCUGGGGUUGUUUUGCUUCUUCAAGUACAGGGAAUCUAUGAAUUCAGUUCAAUACAUGAGAUCUUGGAUGCAAAUGCCAUGCAGUUUUUGACAAAGCUGAGGCUUGGGUGAGGUUGGACCUUCCAACAGGACAAUGAUCCUAAGCAUACCUCAACAUCUACCACAUCUUGGUUGCAAAAUAAGUGCUAGAAGAUUCUGGAGAGGCCAUUGCAAUCACCAGACUUAAAUCCCAUUGAAAAUCUCUGGUGGUACUCGAAGAAGUCAGUUGCAGAACGCAAGCCCAAAAAUGUUAGCCUUUGCCCAUAAGGAAUGGGCAAAGACACCUGUGGACCACUGCAAGAAACUUGUGUCAAGGAAUGCUUCAGGUCUAAAGGAUGUUAAUGUCUCAAAGGAUGUUGUACUAAGUACUAAAGUUAUACAAACCUAAGGGGUUGAAUAAUUUUGUCAAAGAAGUAAUCACAGAAAAUCGGAAUAUUCCCCAAAAAUAUUUUUGUUAUUUCAGUUGUAUUUGUCUACUUGACAUGACACACUUUUUUUCUAUGGCAUGGCUCCCGAGGCGUGACCUCCUCUCUGCCUGGGCGGCCGGCCGCGGGAAUGGGGGAAGGUCGGGGCUCCGGUCUCGCGUCGCCCCGCGGCGGUUCCUCGGUGUUCUCCUGCUUCCGCCUUCCCCUCUCUUCUCUAACUGGGUAUCCGCCCUGUGCUCCACCGCGGAUCGCUGGCUGGGCGCCGUAUCAGCUGGAUGUUGCCUGCUACGGCGGGGGACCCUGCCCUGGGCUUAGUGGGCCGCUGGGGGCCCCCUGGCGUGUCGCGUCGGCUGAGGGGCUGCGGCGGCGGUUCGUGGCCCGGGUGGGCAGACGGGGUUGGGGACGGGCGUAGUGGUUGGUGGUGCGUCCCCUAUUGCCAUCCCCGAGGGCCGGUAGAUGGGCGCGCGGGUGGCCCGGGGGACCACCCUGGAUUCCCGGGGGGGCCCGCAUGCAGCUGAACGUUAUUUGGCGCGCUCGGGCGGGGGGUCCCGGUGCCGGGAUUGGUGGCGGGGCGGCGCAGGGUCGGUAGCCAACGGGCUUACACUCACCAGGGAUUCACACGAUUACUGGGUUCUAAAUCACAGAGAUGAUUUGUGUACACUCUACCCCUUUCUAUCACAUAGCUUAUAGACUCCCCCACCUUCUUCCCCCUCUUUCCCUGGUCAACAGGCCCCCCACAUGGUGUCAACCAGAAAUACAUUUAG